Molecule: messenger RNA, 1201 nt
Organism: Caenorhabditis elegans
Lineage: Eukaryota; Metazoa; Nematoda; Chromadorea; Rhabditida; Rhabditidae
Gene: ZK688.10
Exons: 6
Coding region: 47-865 (272 amino acids)
Source: RefSeq, marked reviewed
UUUAUUUCUCGUUUCGCUUUCUCGUAAACUUACUCGAUUCUCUUUCAUGUCGUCUUCGAUGCAAGCGGAUUUUAACUUUAACCUUCCCUACCGUCAGCAAUCACUUACUAGAAAUCCUCCGCGCAAUUACCAGCAUUUGCCACGUGUGUCAUCAAUAUCUCACGGUUGCCAUGUGUUUUGUCAGGAAUGUUUUUCGAGAAUAUUUCUUUGCUCUGCAGCCUAUAAGCUCUAUCUUUUGGUUGCGUGGUGUAUCGGAUUGAGUGGACUUAUGUAUCUUCAGAAACCAACUCCAGAUCCAACUCAAUGGAUUUCCGAUGAGUUGAAAGCUGUUUGGGUUGGAAUAUUCUUCGUUUACCUCAUUUCUCAAAUAUUUGGUCUACUGGCAGUUGUUUCAGAGAUUGAAAAGAUUUUCGUACCGUAUACCGUGAUUCUCAUCAUUAUCAAAGUUACAAAUAUUAUCAUUCUGAGUCAAACUAUUGUGGUAAUUGGUGCCAAUUUGUUUGGAGUUCAUGAUUUUGGAGAUAGUGUAUUUGGAAUUGAUCCAGUUGUAAUGUGCGUUCUGUCAAUUUUGUAUCUGAUCUACAACUCAGUUUGCUUGUUGGCAGUGCUUCAUCUUUGUGCUCAUUUUGACAAAAAACGGAUUGUUGCUGAAAGACGUCGUCGAGAACUUAUUGCUCAGAACAAUAGAAUUAUUAACCGCCUUAUAGAACUCAAUGGACAGGAGCAGCCCGUUGUGAUUGAUGUGGAUAGUCCGCCGAAGUAUUCGAGCCUGACCACAAAGUCCGGAUGCACUGAGACUCCCCCACCUGGAUAUUCCCAACUAGACUGUAUGGAUGACAAUUGGAGUCAGGAUGGAAAAAAGUAGAGAAACUCUCGUCGGGCUCUUUUUCAAGAUCCUCCAGUUUGAUUGAAAUAAAAAUAUCGAAAUUAUAUAAUUGAUAUGACCCAUUUGUUUCUUUUCCAAAUUCACUUUUAAUCAUAAAGAAAGGAAUGAUAAGCAAAAAUGUGAAGAUUUUUCGAAUAUGAAUUACCGUAUUCACUGAAACCCGCCACUCUUUUCUGAAAGUUCUGAAUGGCUUUUUCUUCCCAAAGCGGUCCUCAUUACUGUUUUUAUCCUGUAGCUUUAUGAGCAUAUAUAUGAAUGAGUCCCAUCCCUUUAAAUGCAUUUUUGAAAAAACGCAUUGAUUUCAAUUUUGCUGCA